AUGGGCAAAGAAAUUGUUCGAGAAGAAUCACCUGGAGAACCUGGGAGACGUAGUAGAUUAUGGUUUCAUGAAGAUGUGCGUUAUGUACUUGAAGAAAAUACAGGUACGGAGCAAAUAGAAGGCAUAUUGAUAAAUUUGCCCCAAGGGGACCGCACGAUACGCUUGAGUCCAAAGGUGUUUGGAAAGAUGAAAAAACUUAGAAUAUUUAUAAACCACAAUGCAGGUUUUUGUGGCAAAUUGAAUUAUCUCUCUAAUGAGUUGAGAGUUCUUCAUUGGCCCAAAUGUCCUUUGCUCUCUUUGCCAUCUAAUUUUCAUGGAGAGAAACUCGUUGUUUUAAGAAUAGAAAGAAGCAUGAUUAGAGAGAUGGGCGUGACAUUGCAAUCUAAGAACUUAACAUCUCUAGAUCUCAGUUACUGUGAAUACUUGACAAAAAUAUCGGAUCUUUCAAGUUGCUCAAAUCUAGAGAAGUUGAUUCUUCAUGAUUGUAGAAGUUUAGUUGAGGUUCAUGAUUCUGUUGGACUUUUGGAUAAGCUUGUUCAAUUGGAUUUUACUUAUUGUUCCAGACUAAAGAAGUUGCCAAGAAGCUUCAAGUUGAGAUCUCUAGAAUUACUUGAAAUAUCUGAUUGCACAAGCCUUGAAAACUUUCCUGAAAUUGAGUGUGAAAUGGAACAUUUGAAGUCUCUCUGGUUAGAAAGCGUUGUAAUACAGGAGCUACCAUCAUCCAUUACAUACCUCAUUGGGCUCCAGAAGUUAUUUAUGUAUGGGUGCGAAAGCCUUGUGCGUCUUCCAAUAAACAUUUUUCAAUUGGAAUGUCUAGAGAGUGUUGACAUCAGAUGUUGUCCAAAUUUUGUAAAUUUUGGAAAUGAGGUGGGGCAUAGUGGACAAUCCAUGCCAGGUACACAGGGAAAUGAAAUUUCAUCAAGUAUGGAAUUGCUCCCAUUGUCGCCUCCAGAAUCAAAUAAUUUAUUUAAUUUCUCAUCCAGUUUGAGGAAAUUAAGUCUAUCUGGUAGUGGUAUUGUUAGCCUUCCUCCAUACAUUGAAGGAUUUGUUGGAUUGUGUGAGCUUGAUUUGGUAGACUGCAAGCAACUUGAAGAAAUUCUACACCUUCCACCAAAUAUACAAGUGUUAAAGGCUCAAGGAUGCGGGUUAUUGAAUCGCUUUCCUCAUGUAUCGACAAAAUCUUCAUUCGGUACACCUGACUUAAAACUACUAAGAUGGAUUGACUUAUCAGAGUGCAAUAAAGUGGAUGUGGAUGUAGUGAAUCAUGAGCCAAAUCCAUUAUUGGUUCAGGUGGAUAUUUCUUAUAUUAGUAUCUCAAUAAAUGGCAAGUUGAUUAGAAAAGAUGAAAUGUGGCAAGUAUCGCCUUCAAUGAACCCGCAUCAUGUAUGUCUACAAUACAUAGCUGCACAUUCUAUUGAUCAGAAGGUGUCAAGAAGUUACAAGGAGGGGAACAAUAUGAGGUUUACAUUUCGAAGUGAUUCAGAAUAUGAUGAAGCAAUCUUGAAAAGUGCUGGAGUCCAUCUAAUAUAUAUACAGGAAUGACAAUUUCAUCGAUCCUAUUCUACUUUCCAAGAGACACCUGCUAGAUGAUGGAUUGCACAUCAUGCCACCAUUUGCUCAGAAACAGACUACUUGGUCUUGGCCAACUUCACAUAGGCUGGUGAAGCUCAUCUGGACAAGUGGCGCAGCUUCCUGGAUGGAAACGUUGUUAUCAAAGAUAGAUUGUAGGAUGGAUCCACAUGUUGCUCCAGUUCAGAGACAACUCAAACAUAUUCAACUCCAAGAUCUACGGAGACAGAGUGGCUUUAAGGAAAAUGUACCAUAACCAGCAGAGGAUUGAUCCUACAUGGCUUUGAUUCACAUUCUUUUCCUAUCUGCUAACUUUUCAUUAUGUUUGUAUUCUACUGUACUCAUUUUGAGUAUGUUGUUUCAGCAUGUUCUGUGUCAACAUGCAUUGCCUGUAUCUUUAUUCAUGUUGUUAAUCCCUUAUUUUUAUAUCACAUCCGUUAUGUAAUGUUUUACAACAGUAAGGGGGAAGUAAUAAACUUUACCAACAUAUAUAAUAUGAGGGAUACGGAGAGUUUGUGAACUUUGUAUUUUGAUUUGUAGUUGUUCAUCAUAGGCUGUCUUAGUGCUUGAUUUGGGCAACUUUGACCUUCCCUUUCUAGCCCCCGCAAAGCUCAAAUAUUUCAAGAAAUCACUGUUGUUCUCCCUCCCAUACAUAAACCCUAGAUGCAGACCUCUCUUCAAUGAUCUUGGUCAAUUUUCUUCAAGUUAAUUCUUUCCUUUUGGAUUCAAUUGUAUCUCUCAAACAACUCUCUAAUGAAUUCUCGUCUUUCUUGAACAGUUUUAUCAUCAACUUCAGUGGAAGAUCGAUUCUAUCCUACUAAACUUAUCAAGACUUCAAUGGCCACUCUUGGUUUUCUCCUUGGGUUUGAUAAAAGUCCUCUUAGGAAGCUUGUGGAAUUUGCAGCAAAGUAAUCUCCUCAACCACUUUACUGGAAUUUCAGUACAUAUAUACACCAGGAAUAUUGAAACAGGUACAAGGCCUCAAAGAAUAUGUUUUUAGACCAAGACCAUAUUUUUAAGGGAGAUUUAAGUGCCUUGAAAACUAUGUUUUACAGACCUAAUGACCAUAAGAAGGGUAAGUUGAAUAAGGUUAGAAUUACAGCAUAACAUAGAAGGAAUUAUAAUUUUCUUGGAUUCUUUCCGCGUUAACCAAAUAGGAUGUGUAUUGGACCUGAUUUCUUAUCCCUUUUUCACCUUUUUAGCUUUCUAUGGGACUAUGAUGACCACUUCCCAUAUUGGAAAGGAUGCUGGAUGAAUUGUUAUACUAGGCAUUAGAAGGUCACCAUUAAAAGGCUGAAAUUAAUGACCAAAUUUAUGUGUGGAGGGAAGAAAGGUAAUGUGCGUGGAGCUGGUCUUCUUAACAUUUGUGGCAAAUGCAUGCAUUGAGAUGAAAUUAAUUAAUUUAUGUGCAAGUUAAGGGAAUCUAAACUGUUGUUGAUGUUCUUUUUCAUCUUACUGUAAUUGUUGAUCUUCUUGGGCUGCAUUUGUCAAAAUACAGGGUAAAUGCUUAAAGUCUCUAGUUUGAGAAAUGACACAAAUCAAAGAUCCUAAAGCUCAAGGAAUUGAAGUUUGGAAAUGAAUCAAAGGUUCGGAAGGAAUCAAAGAAGGGAAAGAAUUGUAACCAUAACAAAAUUCAAAGGGGUUGCAGUUUUUGGGGAUCAAGAUUGGUUUUUUUAAAGUUUUGUGAUCGUAAAGUUUGGAUCACUUAUGGCGUAGGUUGUUUACACGUAAAGUUGUGGUUUGCUUGGUUUUGGUUUAUAAAUAGGCAUGUUCAGAUUGGUUUUAUUGAUUUACUUAUUUAGUUUAAUGUAUAGGUUGUUCUUAUUUUACUGGAUUUUGAUGCC
Molecule: messenger RNA, 3413 nt
Organism: Juglans regia (Persian walnut)
Lineage: Eukaryota; Viridiplantae; Streptophyta; Magnoliopsida; Fagales; Juglandaceae
Product: disease resistance protein RPP2B-like
Exons: 8
Coding region: 1-1542 (513 amino acids)
Biological process (GO): defense response
Molecular function (GO): protein binding
Source: RefSeq, a predicted model, not a curated record